AUGUUUAUUGGAUUUGAUUACAGAAAAGUACUAAGCCCUAUUAGGGGUAGGGGUAGACAAUUAUUAACUUUUUCUUCGUCAACACCUAGGAUUAUCCAAACAACUCAAAGACAUCGAAAGGUGGUCAUCUUAGACAAUGGUCUUGUGCAAAUCACUUUUUCAAAUCCAGGUGGUGAUGUUAUUGGAAUUAAAUACAACAAGAUUAAAAAUCUUCUUGAAACACAUAAUAAAUAUAGUAACAGAGGGUAUUGGGACAUUGAGUGGGGUGAAGGCACAACCAGUGGCAAAGCUAACAACUAUGACAAGAUAGAAGGAAGGCAUUUUGAGAUUAUAAAGGCAGAUGAAAAUCAAAUUGAAAUUUCAUUUGUUAAAAAAUGGAAUGACUCCUCCCAUAUUUUUCCAGUAAAUAUGGACAAACGAUAUAUAAUGUUGCGUGACUAUCCAGGAUUCUACACAUACGGCAUACUUGACCACCCUAAAGAAGCACCAGCUACACAAAUUAGUGUUGUUAGGGCUGCUUUCAAGCUUCAAGGAAAAAAGUUUAAUUACAUGGCAAUAUCCGACGACAGACAAAGAACUAUGCCAUCAGCUUUAGACCGUAUAAAGGGGCAGAAGCUUGCUUAUGCUGAAGCUGUACUAUUGACUCGUCCUACCAACCCUGAUCUUAAAGGAGAGGUUGAUGAUAAGUAUCAGUAUUCAAGUGAUCAUAAAGACAUCAGAGUACAUGGUUGGAUUAGUUCAAAUCCGUCUGUAGGCUUUUGGAUAAUCACACCAAGCCAGGAAUUUCUUACAGCUGGGCCUAUGAAGCAAGAACUUACGUCUCAUGUUGGCCCAACAUCUCUCUCUGUCUUCUUGAGUUGUCACUACGUUGGAAAGGAUUUAAUGGUGAAACUUGAGAAAGGAGAGACAUGGAGAAAAGUCUUUGGUCCUAUUUCAAUUUAUCUUAACUCGGUCUCAAACAACCCUAAUCCUCAUUCCUUAUUAUGGGAUAAUGCAAAAUCACAGGCAGAAGAGGAAGUUGCUAAAUGGCCGUAUAGCUUUAUAGAUUCUAAGGACUAUCCUCUUUCUAAUCAAAGAGGAAGCGUUACGGGUCAAUUAUAUGUAUUUGAUAGAUUUUUGAACAAGAAUAAAAUAAAGGCACAAUUUGCUUAUGUGGGAUUAGCUGCCCCGGGAAAAGUUGGAUCAUGGCAGUGGGAAAAUAAGGGCUACCAAUUUUGGAGUCAAGCAGAUAAGAAGGGGAAUUUCAUCAUAAAAAAUGUUCGACCGGGCAAUUAUAAUUUAUAUGCAUGGGCCCCUGGUGUUAUAGGAGAUUAUGUGUACAACAAAACAAUUACUAUUGAGCCAGGGAGCAAAAUAAAUUUAAAUAAUCUAGUUUAUGUACCUCCAAGAAACGGGCCUACCCUAUGGGAAAUUGGCAUUCCUGAUCGAACUGCUUCGGAGUUUUACGUGCCAGAUCCAUUGACUAAUGUCACAAAUAGACUAUUCACUAAUAAAGAAAAGCAUAGGUUCAGACAGUAUGGUUUGUGGGAUCGUUAUACUGACUUAUAUCCAGAUAAAGAUCUCAUAUAUACUAUUGGUGUGAAUGAUUAUCGAAAAGAUUGGUUCUUUGCUCAUGUUAAUAGAAAAUUACAAAAUGGGACAUACCAACAAACAACAUGGCAAGUAAAAUUUAUACUUGAAGAAGUGAUGUGGUCUAGAGAUUACACUCUUCAAUUGGCAUUAGCUUCAGCAAGUACUUCAGAUUUACAGGUUCGAUUCAAUGAGCUCAAUACGUAUCGUCCCAUAUUCUCUACACAUUUAUUGGGCAGAGAUAAUUCCAUAGCAAGACAUGGAAUCCAUGGCACAUACUGGAUCUAUAGCAUUAGUAUCUCUAGCAAUUGGCUACGCCAAGGAGAAAAUAUACUCUAUUUGACUCAAUCAAGAAGUCUUGGUCCUUUUGGAGGGAUACUUUAUGAUUAUCUUCGAUUUGAAGCCCCAUCUCAAACUCAAUAAGAUUGCUUUUAGGAUUUUUUUAGUCAAUAAGUUUUAGGUUUAUAUUUUUGUUAUUUCUCUUAUGUGUAUAUAUUUAGUUGAGGAAUAAUAUGUUUUUAAUUUUUUUUUUAUUAUUAUAACUACUGAUUAAUUUCUCAAUAUAAAAGUUUUUAUCA
Humulus lupulus (European hop) is the source of this 2147-nucleotide messenger RNA. Its product is annotated as rhamnogalacturonate lyase B-like. Gene Ontology annotation, molecular function: carbohydrate binding. The transcript has 15 exons. NCBI's taxonomy places the organism in Eukaryota, Viridiplantae, Streptophyta, Magnoliopsida, Rosales, Cannabaceae. The record is from RefSeq and is a predicted model, not a curated record. Bases 1 to 1992 code for a protein of 663 amino acids.